Messenger RNA from Haliotis rufescens (red abalone), 1009 nucleotides. RefSeq names its product carbonic anhydrase 1-like. NCBI's taxonomy places the organism in Eukaryota, Metazoa, Mollusca, Gastropoda, Lepetellida, Haliotidae. The transcript is spliced from 7 exons. Gene Ontology annotation, molecular function: zinc ion binding; carbonate dehydratase activity. The record is from RefSeq and is a predicted model, not a curated record. The coding region runs from base 1 to 990 and encodes 329 amino acids.
AUGUUGGGGACGUUCUCGCUGGUCGUUGUCUUCGCUGCUGUUGCUGUUGCUGUUGCUGUUGCUGCUGACACAGUGGGUUGCACGGUGGGUGUACAAGACGGCACACAUAACACGACGACUGUUGACCUUGAAGCGAAGGAGGUUCCUGCCAGACGACAGACUAUGCUUCCAAUACAGUGUGCGGCUAACGGAGCGGCUUACAGUUAUAACAAAAAUUCCUAUAACGGUCCCUACAGGUGGUCCCAGCUGUCCAUGUGCUGUGGGGGCUCUUGGCAGUCCCCCGUCAACAUCCGGUCGGCGCAAACGUCUUGCUUUAAGUCCUUCCGGGUCAAGUACAGUCUCUUUCCUUCCGGGUCAUUGCAGGGGCAACUCUAUAACUCUGGUGGCCACACAGCGAGUAUGGAAUUUUCUAUCUCAAAACCCCUGACUCUGACCGGCGUCCCACACAGCUCUGAUUCCACCUACAUCCUCAGUAAGCUGCACUACCACGUCGGCAACCUGCCCAACACAGGGUCUGAACACCUCGUUGACGGUAGAGGUUAUGACGCCGAGCUUCACUUGGUUCACUACAACGCAAAGUAUGGGAGCAUGGACGGUGCGAGUGGGAUGCCUGACGGACUGGCCGUGAUAGCUGUCUUCCUACUGGAAGGUUCUCUCUCCCCCAACACUGACCUGAAUAAUUUCAUCAGCGCGGUCUCCAGGCUACGGGGAAUAGGUAACAAGAUUCCAACCAGGAUCGACCCACGUAAACUCCUCCCUCUCAGCGGUGAUUUCUUCACCUACCAGGGAUCGCUCACAACUCCACCCUGUUCGGAGUCUGUUAGGUGGAUUGUCAUGAAGGCCCCUCUCAUGACAACUCGAGACAAUGUGAGGUUGCUGCAGAUGCUUCCUACUGCCGAGGGCGUACCUGUUGCCGUCCACACUAAUGUCAGGCCGCCCCAACCCCUCAAAACGCGCAUUCUCGAGGCCAACUUCCCCUGUUUGGGAUAGACAUAUCUGAUAAACAAAC